AUGACAACAAGAUCUUUAUUUGAUGAAUGUCACGAAAAUUUACUAAGAGAUGCACAAUUUUAUGGAUUAACAGGAUUAAUAAAAGAAAUAGAAGAACGAUACCGACCUAAUCGCUUCACCUCUCGACACACUUAUGUUAAUCCUUUCUUAAUGCACAAAAAGCAUUUGGCAUAUAAUCUUCGGGAUCUUGACGUCGAGAAAUUAUCUGUUGAUGAAUUGGGAUAUCUCGUAUGGCAAGACCAGACUGACGCUAAAAAAUAUUUACUUCAUAUUCAUGCGCAAGAUUGUAUUCUUUCGCUCGGCUUGCAUCGUUCAGACGAGUCGGUUAAAGUAUCGUUAGAGUUUCACGAUUCACGUGAUAUUAAAGUAAUACAAGAACUUACAGAACAUUUUGGUGCGCAAUUGAUAAAGUCUGAAAAUAUCGCAGAAGAGAAAAUUAAAAUUGGCGGGACACUUAAGGGAAAAUCGGACAUUUCAGAUGUAUUUCUUAAUAUUGAUGAUAUCAAUUGUACACUAUGGGAAUUACUUCAUUUUCGUGACUAUUUAUCUGAUAUAAAUGUAACUGGUCCGAAACGACAGCGAAUGCUAGAGUUAGAUAAUAUUAUUUAUAAUGAUUGGGUGUUUGGCGAUACAAUUUAUGGGAGAUUUUAUGUGGUUGAUAUAGAUUUCACUUUACCGCCUCUUUAUAUGCAUCGUGCAAAAUUAUUAAGCGAACAAAGAUGGGCAAGAAAUUUACCUUUUGUACAAUCUUCUUAA
This is a messenger RNA of Ambispora gerdemannii, 756 nucleotides long. The record is from the annotation of a GenBank genome assembly. Lineage: Eukaryota; Fungi; Glomeromycota; Glomeromycetes; Archaeosporales; Ambisporaceae.